UGGAGAGAUUGGUGGCGGAGUGGUGCGUUGCUAAUUACCCACGAUAGUACGAUUGUACCCUGUCUACCUGAGUAGGAGGUGCGAUCUCCACAUGGAUUGUAGUGCAUCGAGUAUAUAGGUAACCAUUGCGGUUCUUGACGAUUCACUCUACGCUUUCAUUCCACAGUCGUUCUUUUUUCUUCUCCCCUCUCGUUCACCGUUUCUCGUUUUCGCCCUGCUGUGCAGGCCCACAUUCAUUCCUUCAUCAAUUCAUCUAUCUAUUCACCAUGCAUAUCUCUCAGCUUCUCCUCGCCGCCACGGCCCUCGUGCCCGCGGCCUUCGCCCAGCUUUCAGGCACAGUUGGGCCCCUGACUACCCACGCGGUCAAGACGGCAAAGAAGACAUGCAACGUGCUAGACUACGGUGCCAAGGCAGACAAGUCGACGGAUAUCGGUCCCCCGCUGCUCAAGGCAUUUACGGCGUGCAAGACGGGCGGCACCGUGGUGGUGCCCACGGGCGACUACGCCAUGGCGACGUGGGUGACAUUUGAGAGCGGCAAGGCGUGGGCGUUGCAGCUUGAUGGCACGAUUUACCGCACCGGGUCUGACUCGGGCAAUAUGCUGUUUAUCCGGAAUGCGAACGAUUUCGAGCUGUUUAGCAGCACGGGCAAGGGCGCUGUGCAGGGCAAUGGUUACCAGGACCAUGUCAAUGGCAAGAGAACCGGUGCGCGUCUGUUGCGCGUGGAGCAGAGUACCAACUUCUCCGUCCACGAUAUCGUGCUCGUUGAUGCGCCCAUGUUCCACUUCGUCAUCGCAAAGGGCACAAACGGCGAGGCAUACAACAUGGUCAUCCGCGGCGGUGACUGGGGCGGUCUCGACGGCGUCGACGUCUCGGGCACAAACAUCUGGAUCCACGACAUCGCAGUAACCAACAAAGAUGAAUGCGUAACCGUAAAGUCCCCCUCCACUAACCUGCUCAUCGAGAACAUCCACUGCAACAUCAGCGGCGGCUGCGGCAUGGGCUCCCUCCCCGUCGACACCGCCAUCUCCACCGUCACCUACCGCAACAUCUACACAUGGAAGUCGAACCAAAUGAUGAUGAUCAAGAGCAACGGCGGCAGCGGCUACGUCGAAGACGUCGUGUUUGAGAACUUCUCCGGCCACGGCAACGCCUACUCCAUCGACAUCGACCAGUACUGGACCAGCAUGUCGGCCCUGUCAGGCUCGGGCGUCGCGCUGAGCAACCUGACGUUCAACGGGUGGACGGGCACCAUGGCCAACGGCGCGGAGCGCGGUCCCGUCAAGGUUGUUUGCGCUGAUGGCGCGCCGUGCACCGAUGUCACGCUGUCGAAUAUCAAUAUGUGGACUGAGACGGGGAGCAAGAUGGUUUCGCAGUGCAGGUCUGGGUAUGGAAAGGGGUUCUGCCUUAAGAGCUCUGGGACUACGUCGUAUGCUGCGACGACUAUUACUCAGACUGCUAUCCCGACUGGGUACUCGGCCGCUAGUAUGAAGGAGAACCUUGUUACUGCGUGGGGAACCGCGAGCAGUAUCCCGAUUCCGACGCUGCAGGCUAGUUACUACCCCGGCAAGGCGCCGGUUAGCAAAUUGGCUGCGUAGAGGUGUUCUGAGUGAGUGGAAGGAGGGAAUGUGGUGUGGUGUCUGUCGUUGAAGAUCAGGGGGAGUUAUAUGUUCUUGGAGAAGACUUGAUUUGCAGAAUAAGUGUUUUAUUACUUUAUCCUCCCCGACAUAAUGU
Molecule: messenger RNA, 1731 nt
Organism: Dothidotthia symphoricarpi CBS 119687
Lineage: Eukaryota; Fungi; Ascomycota; Dothideomycetes; Pleosporales; Dothidotthiaceae
Product: glycoside hydrolase family 28 protein
Exons: 4
Coding region: 267-1595 (442 amino acids)
Biological process (GO): carbohydrate metabolic process
Molecular function (GO): polygalacturonase activity
Source: RefSeq, a predicted model, not a curated record